This is a messenger RNA of Drosophila busckii, 1549 nucleotides long. Its product is annotated as serine protease gd. Bases 14 to 1510 code for a protein of 498 amino acids. The record is from RefSeq and is a predicted model, not a curated record. Gene Ontology annotation, biological process: proteolysis. The transcript is spliced from 4 exons. Lineage: Eukaryota; Metazoa; Arthropoda; Insecta; Diptera; Drosophilidae. Gene Ontology annotation, molecular function: serine-type endopeptidase activity.
GCUUUGAUUAGAGAUGUGCCAACUUGGAUUGCUGCUGCUCUUGGCGCUGGCGUUGCUGCCUAGCAAUGCGCAACAGUUGCCGGAAAAUGCGUGUACGCAAUAUUUUCAAUAUGUGUCCACUGGUGUGGGCGUAUAUCAAGGCGAGUUGACGCUUGCCUUGCGCAGAGGUCACAAUCGCAUCGAUGUGCGCUUCUCUCAGCGCAAUUCGCAACCCCCAUUAGCAGUGGACUCGCUGCUGCCCUAUCCUGAUGACCAGACAGUGCGCAGAGAUCCUGCUAAUGCCAAGUUUCGCUUGAAACUUUUGCCUGACGCUGUUACGGGCUUGUUGCCCAAGCUGACGCGCUUGGCGUAUAACGAGCAGACGCUUUGCGCGCAGAGCGAGUAUAGUUCGCCCAGCAGCUACUUUAAUCGCUUCUAUGAAAUCGGCAUUAGCUUUACACAGCCGCCGCCAUUUUGGAUGCCUGCAGCUCCGCCAGUGAUAAGUCCAAUUGCAACUGUUGACCAAGCUGUUGAGGUGAAAACCAUUAGCGGUUCCACCCUUGAGUUGCUGCCAAAAGAAAUUCAUGACGGUUUUGACAUCCCGAGCUGGUUCAAGCAAGACUCACAGACGACUGCGCCCGCAUUCUUUUGGCCCACGCCCACGUCGCCAACAAGCACCGCUAUAACCGCUGUUUCUCCCACUGCCAUAGCCAGCACAGCAGCUACAGCUGCUCCACGCAUGUUUAAUUUCGGUGGCAGCAACACUUUGUUCUGCGGCAUGGAGGGCCGCGCAACGCCGUUUAUACAAAAAGGUCGCGAAUAUCCGCGUGGCACGUAUCCUUGGCUUUCGGCCAUUUACCACAAGGAAUCCUUUGCGCUGGCAUUCAAGUGCGGCGGCUCUCUAGUCUCGGCCAGCAUGGUGAUCACUGCUGCGCAUUGCGUCUACAAAAUGCAUGAAGAUCGCAUUGUAGUUGGGCUGGGACGUCACGACUUGGAUAAUUACAGAGAGGAGGGCGCAGAGAUUUGUGACGUGCUGCGCAUCAAUAUACAUCCGGACUACUCCUCACGCCUGCAGUCGCAGCCAGAUGCAGACAUAGCGCUGCUCAAGCUGCAGACAACAGUCAGCUUCAAUGACAUCAUCAGUCCCAUUUGCCUGUGGCAGCAAACGGAGGGAACAACAAUCAGCACGGCAACGAUUGCAGGCUGGGGCACAGAUGAGGACGGCAAUGCCAUGACGCGCUAUCCACGUGUAGUGGACGCCAAGAUCGCCAGCGAGGCGGAGUGCGCACGCAAGUGGAAGGUGCAGAAGGUGCUGGAGCGCACGCUCUGUGCCGGCAAUCUGGACGGCUCCGGGCCGUGCCUGGGCGACUCUGGCGGUGGCCUCAUGGUCAAGCAUAACAAUCGCUGGCUGCUACGUGGCAUUGUCUCCCUGGGCGAGCGCAGCGCUGUCUCCCGCUGCAAUCUGAAUCAAUAUGUGCUAUAUUGUGAUCUAUCGAAGCAUACGACUUGGAUUCAAAACAAUCUAAGUUAGGAUAUAUAUAUAAAAGUAUAUUCAUAUUGUAAAGCAAUU